AUGAUCAUUCCAGCCUCGCGACCACUCCUGAAUUUCGAUGCUCACAGACAUCCCAAAGAGGGACUCCUUCACGUCCGAAACGGGGAGCAUGCGAGCAACUCGGAGUUCGGUACUGCAAUGCAGCCCCUCUCACAUCAUGGAGCUUUCCCCAUGAGCUCCUCUCUUCAUCACCGAACACCCAUCACAAAGCCCCAUAUGCAUCUCGAUUUGUAUUCAAGGCCAGCAAAGUUCUAUCACUAUCCCGCUAUCUCUCAAAAGCUGGGUGAUAGAUUCCCAUCUGCGAAACGCCAUCCUCCCACGUCUUCCCGCGUCUCAACAGCCUGGGGGUUUGGCCGUUACGGCGCAAAAUCUCCGGAAGCAACCCUCGACGGACAAGCCCUCGAUGCCGAGCGCUUGAUGAGGCCAGUCCUCAACACCGAAGAGAGCCUCAUCUUGGCAGGGCAUCACCACGAAAAGAUGAGGAUUGGCAUGGACAGAGACAAGCCCUCAAGCCCUUUCCAGACUGACAUCUCGGUGCUGCUUUCCUCUGGCCCCGUCAGCCCGUCCGUGGUGGGUCAAAGCGACACUCGAACCCUGCAGGAUACAGGGGGUUCUGAAUCCGAUUAUAGAUGCAAUUGCACCAUUCACUGCACGGCAGUAUUGCCCUCCUGCAGUUGGGUCACCCAUCAUUUCCUUGUACAGUUUGAUGAUCAGGGCACGCAGGACACCAGGCUGCAGUUGACGCAGUGGGGAACCAUUUUGCCGGCACUUCUGAUUAUCAUCUCUUCGGACGCCCAACCGAACUCGACAUGCUGCACAGCUCGCGGUCGAGAUGGGAGCGGCCAAUGA
Messenger RNA from Podospora pseudopauciseta, 828 nucleotides. RefSeq lists its product as uncharacterized. The record is from RefSeq and is a predicted model, not a curated record. Lineage: Eukaryota; Fungi; Ascomycota; Sordariomycetes; Sordariales; Podosporaceae.